AUGGGAGUUUGUACAAAUCGCCGGGCCCAUUGCUUCAAGUUGCUCCUGAUCCUCGGCACACUCUCGGGAAUCUCGCUUGGCAGUAUUACAAAAACCGAUGUGAGUUUUGGAAGUGCUAUCUAUCAGUCUGUCGGGGAAAUAAUGAGCACUUUGUCGCAUCAAGCCGCCGAGAAAAUGAAUUGCCUUCGCGGCUGCGAACUUACUCUCUCGGCGGUAAAGAUCGUUCCAUAUCUCGGCGGCGCUUGCAAAGCGCGAGCUAAAACUUUCAGGAAUUGAUAUUUAGUCUAUGCCCGACGUGUGUCCAAAAUUUAAAGAAAAUCUGAGCGUCGCACUUGGGGUACUUCCCUUGUUAGCAAUAUCGUACAAAGUAAAAAAUUUUGACCAAUUUCCAGGUAGUCGAUAAAACAAAAGACUCGGAGGAGACCACGCUGAACUCCAAGGACUUUGAGAAUGCUCCGGAAAAGGAUGUUGAUCUCAAAAUGAUUGGAAUAAAUGUGCCCGAAGACCCGACCAUGGGCUCGAAGGCGGAAGGUGACAUUCUGAUGCCAAAGACAAAAGAGAAAAAGUUUUUGGAUGAGCGGACUGGCUUGGGGAGGAAUGCCAUACGGCAGUCUUAUCGGUGAGAUUUUUUUUACAUUGAAAAUCCAUAUUAGUAAUUUUAUAUAUAUAUUUUUACCUGUCUGUCGGGAAAAUAAUGUGGAAUUUUCGCGCCUUAAAAUUGCCCUUCUGCCAGGAGACUUGAAUUCUUGCUAAAAAUUUUGCUAAAAAAAUCAAAUCCACAUUAUUUUCCCGACAAUCUGAGAUGCUAUCAGUCUGUCGGGAAAAUAAUGUGGAUUCGUCGCGCCUUAAAAUUGCCCUCCUGCCGGGAGACUUGAAAUCUUGCGAAAAAAUUCAAAUCCACAUUAUUUUCCCGACAAUCUGAGAUGCUAUCAGUCUGUCGGGAAAAUAAUGUGGAAUCCUCGCGUCUUGAAAUCGCCCGGCGGCUAGGACCGCGAUGAGGUGAAAAAAUAUUGCUGCAACAAAUCCACAUUAUUUUCCAGACAGAUUGAUAUUAGUGUUUUUAUAAAGUGCAUGGACUUUUGUCAUCGUCCGCACCGUGCACAAAAAACCCCCAUUUUGCACCGUGCAUUUCGCUUUUUUUUGGUUUUUUCGCACUGUGCAUUUGAAAUGUUGCUGCGACAAAGCGAAAUUUCAACUUCAAAUUUGCACGGUGCAAACGGCUUUUUUGCGGAUUGCACAGUGCGAAAGGAGAAAAUUGCACUGUGCGUUGGCGACAAGCGUGGGAAAAAGUUCAAAAUGCACUGUGCAGUUUGUCGCAUUCCGCACCGUGCACAAAAACCCCCCAUUUUGCACCGUGCGUUUCACUUUUUUUGGGUUUUUUGCACUGUGCAUUUGAAAUGUCGCUGCGACAAAGCGAAAUUUCAACUUUGUCGCUGGAAGUUUGCACGGUGCAAAAAGCUUUUUUUUAGGUUCGCACAGUGCGAAAAGAGAAAAAUGCACUGUGCGUUGGCGGCAAGUGCGGGAAAAGGUUGAAAAUGCACUGUGCGAAAGAAAAAAAAAUGUCCAUGCACUUUAUGCAAAUACUAGUCGCGGAAAAAAGUCCUUAGAAUUUUUCGCGACCCCCAAAUCCCGUCGCACCCCGAAAAGUCGAUUUGUCGCUGAGAGAAAUGGGAAUCGCGCGCGACAAUAAGGCAAAAACAACAAAAUUGCACUGUGCAAAAGCACUUUUCGGGCCGGAUGCACGGUGCAAAAUGUGUUUUCGUGUGAAUGCACAGUGCAGAGUCGCAGAAAAUUCUAAGGACUUUUUUCCGCGACUAGUACUAAUAUCAGAUCUGUCGGGAAAAUAAUGUGGAUUUGUCGCAAAAAAAAAUAUUUUGCCUCGUCGCAGAAAAUCUGCAGCCCAUCUGUCGCAAAGCGAUUUCAAAGUGCGACAAAUCCACAUUAUUUUCCCGACAGACUGAUAUAGUAUUAUAUUAGUAUUUUCAUAAAGUAUUAAGCUCGUAAUCUUCGUGUUGUUGCAGUAAAUGGCCGAACAACGAGAUCCCCUACACACUCAGCACACAAUACGGAACGUAUUCGCGCUCAGUCAUCGCCAAAGCCAUGAACGAGUACCACACAAAGACGUGCGUCAGGUUCGUGCCAAGGGACACGAAAAAACAUCGUGAUUAUGUGUACAUUCACCCCGACGACGGUUGUUAUUCGUUGGUGGGCCGUGUGGGCGGACGACAGCCGUUGAGUUUGGAUUCGGGAUGUAUUCAGACCGGGACGAUUGUUCACGAGCUCAUGCACACGGUCGGCUUCUUUCAUGAGCAGUCCAGGUAGGUGGAGUUGUAGACAACUGAUGUGAGACGAAAAUUGAAAGAACUACCUAUCAGUCUGUCGGGAAAAUAAUGAGAAUGACGAGGCUGUGCCGAUCGCGUCGCUGAAGUGAAAAGCAAUUUCAUUUUGCCGCGACACACUUCAUUUUCUCCGCGGCGAUGCGAUUUUCGAUGCGACAGAGUGCUCAUUAUUUUCCCGACAAACUGAUAGUUGCGCACUGUGAGAACCACGACAAAAAGUCUACGUACUUUCUGGAACGGCUAGUAUCUCUGCCAAUUUUGCGCGGAAAAAACGAUUUUUUUAUAGAAAUAUUACCCUUUACAGUAGGAACAAGGCUGAAAGUUUUCAUGGAUAAACUCUUAAAAAAGUGUCGAUUUUUGAGCCACUUUUCUGAUUUAAAAUCUCAAUUAUUUCUGCAAAGGACAAGUUAAAAUUCUCGGGUAUUUUUUGAGAAAACAAAUGGGCAGAAAAAGCAAAAAGUCUUGAUAAUUUGAACUGUGAAUUUUUUAUCUUUUUGUCUUUUUUUUGUCAUAUCAGUCUGUUGGGAAAAUAACGGCGGAUCGUCGCAGCAAAAUGUCUCACCUCGCCGCUAUCGUGCACCAAAUUCCAAAUCGCGGCUUGCAGUCGCAAAGCGAUGAUGGGCGAUUCCGAGACGCGACGAUCCGCCGUUAUUUUCCCGACAGACUGAUACAAAAUGGGCUAUUCCCAUUUUUCGCAGCGAUGAAUCAUUUUUUUUCAGAGUGCGACAGAAUUCAGGGCCGCGAUAAAUUAUCUGAAAUUUUUGUCUCGACUAGUAUAUUUGUCCCAAAUUUCUCUAAAAUUUGAGCCUCGCACUUCCAACCCUUCCUUUUCAACUUUUUCACCAUCUCUUUCAGAUACGACCGUGAUCAUUACAUUGAAAUCGUGUGGCCCAACGUGAUCAACGGCGCCGACGACCAGUUCGAGAAGUACGGCACGAACGUGAUCGACCAAUUCAACGAGCCCUACGACUACUCCUCCAUCAUGCACUACGGCCCGUAUGCGUUCAGUGCGAACGGGAAGCGGACGAUUCUGGCGCGACGGCCGGGCUCUCAAAAAAUGGGCCAACGAGUGCAGUUUAGUGAGGUGGAUUUGCGGAAAAUCAAUCGGUUGUAUCAGUGCGACGCGCAGACCAUGAUCAAGAAGCCGCCCCGGCCUCAGCUGCCGAUUCAGGUAAACGGGAACGCCGCCGAUUCCGCCGCCAUGAAUAACGUGUCGAAAGGCGUGGCGGGCGUCGCGGCCGGCCUCGCCAUCGGCUCGGCAAGUCGCUUAACUAACAGAGCUAAUAACUUUGCAAAUCGGGUCAUCUCGGGCCAAGGACUGGCGACAGUUCAGCUCGCGAGGAAGCCCUUCUCGCCCUUCAACCGAAAUCGAUUCGCCUACGGGAUUCGGAGUCGAUGA
Molecule: messenger RNA, 3738 nt
Organism: Bursaphelenchus xylophilus (pine wood nematode)
Lineage: Eukaryota; Metazoa; Nematoda; Chromadorea; Rhabditida; Aphelenchoididae
Source: the annotation of a GenBank genome assembly